UUUGCAGACAUUACCUGGCCAUGCGGCGAUGCAUUUUUGCAGUUACCAACAUUAACGACGCAUCAGUGGUUGAAACUUAGACGAGUAAAUUUCCAUCUCAUGUAAUCAACACAAGCAAAAUCUUCCAAAAACCCUCUCCAAAAAUGAUCAAAAACCGAACUUACCGCAAAAUGCAUAAACGAAAGUCUCGCAAGUCGAAAGCCACAAUCAACGCUAGUCAAGAAGACGAUGAACAAAAUCGACAGAAAAGUUCAUCGUCCCACGCCACCGUCGCCGCCGCAUCGUUAAACAUCAAACGUCUCCGUAGAUAUGGAAAUAAUUGGACAUCAAUGUGGUGCUGGUGGAUUUAUUGCUGCUGUUACAUUUGUCUUCUCAUGCCAAGUAGUCGUAUCACUGUCGUCACUGGAUCAUAUGCCGAACACGACGAUGCAAUCAAUGAAUUAGAUCGUCCAAUUCCAACGAUGUCUGUCCAAGGAGUCCUUGCAAAGCAAGCUAAUCUUCCCUGUGAUAUCACGCCGCAAGAGCGCGAUGACGCCGUUUUCAUGGUGCUCUGGUUCAAAGGAUCCAACGGCGAACCGCUAUACAGCUUCGAUGUUCGUGGUCGGCAGUUUAAUCAAGCGAAGCUCUGGUCAUCGCCCGAAGCUUUUGGGCCACGUGCAUUCUUCCGUACGCAAUCGCAUCCAGCGCAAUUGCUGAUCGACGACAUCCAGAUGUCCGACGAAGGCGUUUAUCGGUGCCGCGUCGACUUCCGCAACUCCCCCACGCGGAAUCUCAAGAUUAAUUUUACUGUGAUAGUUCCACCUGAAAGACCCGUCAUCUAUGAUGCUCGGCGAAGAGACAGAACGAAGCUCAUUGAGCCGUACAACGAAGGCACAGAUGUCGCCUUAAUUUGUGAAGUUAGUGGAGGUCGACCAACACCGAACGUUACCUGGUACUUGGACAACGUCGUCAUCGACGAGUCGUAUGAAGUCCGCGCUGAUGACGGUGUCGUUGUCAAUCAUCUCAACUAUCCGAAUGUCGGGCGGCAACACGUGAAUGCGCGUCUCGUUUGUGUCGCCAGCAAUACGAACCUCACGCCACCAAAUAAUAAAGUUGUUAUUCUAGAUGUUAAUUUAAAACCCGUUGCUGUACAUAUCUUAGUUAAGGAAAAAUUCAUCUCUGCCGAUAAACAAAUCGACGUAGAAUGCAAGAGUUCAGGCUCGAAGCCGGAAGCCAUGAUUACCUGGUACAAAGGUAACAAGCAGUUAAAACGAAUGUCAAAAAAUUUUUCCGAGCAAGGCAAUCAAUCGUUGAGCGUAUUGACAUUCACGCCCGCCAUGGAGGACGAUGGGAAAUAUCUAACUUGUCGUGCGGAGAAUCCUGUCGUACCCGAUAGCAUAAUCGAAGAUAAAUGGCGUUUAAAUGUUCAAUAUACGCCCGUGGUAAAAUUAAAAAUGGGCUCAUCUCUGAACCCGGACGACAUAAAGGAAGGCGAUGACGUCUACUUUGAGUGUCACAUCCAAGCUAAUCCCAAGCCGUAUAAAAUGGCAUGGUAUCAUGACGGCACCGAACUGCAUCACAACAUCACAGCUGGCAUAAUUCUGUCCGAUCAAUCGCUCGUGCUGCAAAAUGUCGUGAGGCAACAAGCGGGCGACUACACUUGCCUGGCUGUGAACAACGAAGGUCGUGGCACGAGUAAUCCCGUUACGUUGCGAGUGCGAUAUGCUCCUGUUUGUAUGAAUGAAAAGGACGAAUUAUUGGGUGCAUUAAAACAGGAAACUGUACAAUUACGUUGUGAGGUAGAUGCUUCGCCACCUGCUGAAACAUUUCAAUGGACAUUUAAUUCAUCCGGAGAACAAACGGAAAUAUCACCAAGAUUGCAUUCGAGCGAGACUGGAAUAUCACGAUUAAAUUAUACACCAACAUCUGAUCUGGAUUACGGAACGUUGUCGUGUUGGGGUCGAAAUGCAAUUGGCAUUCAGAAAUCACCGUGUGUGUUUCAAGUUGUCGCUGCAGGCCGCCCUUUUCCCAUACAAAAUUGCACAAUUUCUAAUCAAACAACCGACUCGUUCAGCAUCGACUGCAUCGAGGGUUUUGAUGGUGGCUUGCCACAAGUGUUUUUGCUCGAAGUAGUUGAAGUGCCAACACUACGAUUAUUGCGUAAUUUGACGUUAACGAAACCACCAAUUUCCUUCUACAUUGAUGAUUUGGAGCCAGGAAGUACGUAUCGCGUUGUGCUGUUUGCGAUGAAUGCAAAGGGACGUUCCGAGCCUACCGUUAUUGAUGAGAUUCUGUUUAAAGGAGUUGCCAAGUAUACAAGCAUUUCCAGUGCACUAAAUGUUCCAAUAUCCCCCGUAUUAGCUGCCCUCACCCUCACCGCCAUCAUCUUGUUCGCCAUUGUUUGCAUCGUGUCCGUUUCAGUCUACCGCAGGCAUUCAAAAAAAUCAUCUUCAUCAAAGUUGAAAUCUGCCGCGAAGCAUAAUCACGUGUCAGCGACCCCGUUAGACUGCCAACUAGAUGGCGCCAUGAUGCAAGAUGGGCGUCGUACGGGAAAUGACACGAGCAAUGUCAGACUCGUAGGAGCGGGAGGCGAGCCUAAUGGCAUUCAUGAAACGGAUGAUGCGGAUCCGGACAUCAUUCCCAAUCAAUAUGAACGUCGUCCACUAAAAUCAAAUCAGCCCCUUUACCGUAGUCCGUCAUCGCGACUCGCGCAACGCGAUUAUGUCGUCGGCGGUAAUAUCGCCAACAUAAUUGGCGGAGCCGCUGGUGAUGCCGAACGAGGAGGUUGUGAUGGUUCGAGUGUCGCCUCAUUAGGAGGGUCGUCCGCCACUAAUGAAGUACAUCAUUAUUCAUUUAAACCUAGUCAACAAAUUGGUUACGCCACAAUGGGUCACAAAAGUAAAAACUCCACACUAUCAAUAAGUCCAUUAGGUGCGCAUCCAGCUGUACAUUACAAUCAAUCUCCGUCACAAAUGCCACAUCACCCUCAUCAACAAAUGCAUCUCUACGGCAUUGUGCCGCCAACUAUGACGCCCCAUUCCCACAAUAGCAACGGUAACCUAAGUAGUAAUUACGGCAAUAGCAGUAGUAACAUUCAGCAACAACUACCACAACUCUCGACGACAAGUGUGGUAGGUGCCCUGCUGAGUCCAAGUACGAGUCAGAAUCAAGUGACAUCUUCCUUCAGCGAGUAUCGCUUCAAACCCGAAGUGGUAACGACAUCAAAUCGGAUACAGGAAAGUUGUAUAUAAAAAGUUUUUA
Molecule: messenger RNA, 3240 nt
Organism: Culicoides brevitarsis
Lineage: Eukaryota; Metazoa; Arthropoda; Insecta; Diptera; Ceratopogonidae
Exons: 17
Coding region: 144-3230 (1028 amino acids)
Molecular function (GO): protein binding
Source: RefSeq, a predicted model, not a curated record